AAAUAAACAGCGACCACAACAUUUCAUACGUCGUGAUGACAUGAUAAUACUAUUUCCGACAUUGACCGGAAGUACAUUUUUUGCUGAUCGUUAAGAAGACGAACCUCGCUUGAAUAUGAAUACUCGUGGCCUGCGGUCUCAGCUGAAGGACAGUGUUCCUGUGACAGGUCUGUGUCCACAGGCUGGUCCUUAUGGGGUUCAGGACUCUCUUCGCAGAGGGUUUUCAAGUGUAAAGAAUGAGCUGCUACCGAGUCAUCCAUUGGAGCUUUCUGAGAAAAAUUUUCAGCUCAACCAGGACAAGAUGAAUUUCAACACUCUAAGGAACAUCCAGGGUCUCCACGCACCCCUCAAACUACAGAUGGAGUACAGAGCUGCUAGACAGAUUCAGCGUUUGCCCUUCCUUCCAAGCUCAAAUCUGGCCCUGGAUACCCUGAGAGGUUCCGAUGACACCAUUGGCUUCGAGGACAUCCUCAAUGAUCCAAUCCAAAGUGAGAUGAUGGGCGAUCCUCAUAUCAUGACCGAAUACAAACUUGGUAUCCUGUGAGGAUGGCGUUUCACCUCAAGCCCGUAGACUGUGUUAUAUGCAUUGUUUGACCCCAGUUUCUAAUAAAAUGUAAAACUUGAAUUCAGAAAAUUGUUGUUGCAAAA
Molecule: messenger RNA, 648 nt
Organism: Carassius auratus (goldfish)
Lineage: Eukaryota; Metazoa; Chordata; Actinopteri; Cypriniformes; Cyprinidae
Gene: pomp
Product: proteasome maturation protein
Exons: 6
Coding region: 116-544 (142 amino acids)
Biological process (GO): proteasome assembly
Cellular component (GO): nucleus; cytoplasm
Source: RefSeq, a predicted model, not a curated record